CCCUGAAGUGCCUGACGAACCUCGCCGUGCUAAUAUCGAGGUCCCGUUACUCCCAUAGUAGGCUUCGAUCAGGUCGCCAUUCCUCCUGCGAAUAAUCAUAACUCUCUUCGAAAUCCACGAAUUAGAAGCCAUGGGUCCGGCGCAGGCGCACGUGUUGAGUCUCCACGUGGGAUCCGCUCCCGUGUCGGCCACGCUCCAUCCGUCCGUGCUCUUCAGCAUCUGCGACUCGUUCAUUCGCCGCAACGAGGACACGCAGCGCGUCAUCGGGUCGCUCCUAGGCGUCGUGCAUCCCGAUGGCACUGUAGACAUCCGUAACGCGUACGCCGUCCCUCAUAACGAGAUCAGCGACACGGUGGCGCUGGACAUCGAGUACCAUCGCACCAUGGCGGAGCUGAGCCAGCGGGUCAACCCCAAGGAGACCAUCGUCGGAUGGUACUCCACGGGCUCGGGUGUGAGUGCGUUCGACGUGCUUAUACACGACUUCUACACUAAGGAGGCCGGCCACCCCAUCCACCUCACCAUCGACACCACUUUCCAGUCCCUCAAUGCUGCUGCUGACGGUCAAUCAGGGGCCGCCACGUCAGCGGUGCGUGCGUACGUGUCGACGCCGCUGUUCAUUGGCGAGAAGCAGCUGGCGGCGGCGUUCCAGGAGAUUGAGGUGGACAUGCGUAUGGCGGACGCGGAGAAGAUCGGAUUCGACAACCUGCGGCGCACAAGUGUGGAGCGCCUGCCAGCGGACAUGGAGGGGCUCGAGGCCACCAUGGGGCGGCUGCAGGGGAUGGUGGAUGGCGCUCUGGCGUAUGCAAACGACGUGGUGGACGGCAAGAGGGAGCCGGACAACGAGGUGGGCAGGGCGCUGUGGGACGCAGUGGCAGCCGUGCCCAGGAUAAGCACCGAGGCGUUCGACCGUCUCUUCAACAACAGUGUGCAGGACGUGCUCCUGGUGCUAUACCUGGCCAACCUCACUCGCACGCAGCUCGCGCUAGCAGACAAGCUCAACACCGCAGCGCAACAACUGUAGCUGGCCGGCCCCAUAUGUUGCUACUAGCGGUAGUAUGUCUCUCAAAGCUGACUAGCAAGAGGAUCGAGACGUCUCGUAAUGCGAUAUUACAUUACGGUAUGUUACUCUCUCAAAGUUGGCUAGCAACAAGCUCAGCGCCGCAGAGUAACAGAUGAUAAUGAUUCUGUCUUGCAGCAAUGCAUAGCAAAAUGGAAUAUCCAGCAUGUUUGCUUAUUAGGUACCAGUAUCAUGGAAUGAACACAUUUGUCAGAGUUGUAAUUGCAACUCCCUU
This is a messenger RNA of Closterium sp. NIES-67, 1292 nucleotides long. The record is from the annotation of a GenBank genome assembly. NCBI's taxonomy places the organism in Eukaryota, Viridiplantae, Streptophyta, Zygnematophyceae, Desmidiales, Closteriaceae.